Molecule: messenger RNA, 799 nt
Organism: Caenorhabditis auriculariae
Lineage: Eukaryota; Metazoa; Nematoda; Chromadorea; Rhabditida; Rhabditidae
Source: the annotation of a GenBank genome assembly
AUGACCGUAGUGAUUCGAGUCGGAAAGUGCUCAGGGAGGAGGCGGCCGUUGGGUGGAGCUUUCUUAAUUUGCCUGCCGCCUCACUCGGUAUAAACGUUUUCGUUACUCGCCAAACCUAUCUCUUUACCUUGGCUCUUCGGAACUACUUCUUAUGUUUUUCCGUUGUCUAUUUUUCCGAAAUUAUCUGUUCCGAGUAGAAAAGUCGUGGUGAACGCCGAUAUUACCCAAAGAAAUAGUUUUAGUCCGUCUGAUAAGCAAUAAUUUGGUUUCCCGUUUCAUUGAGACAUCAAAUGAGAUCAUUUUUCUUUGAAUCUACUUCUGAGGAAGCUUCCGAAGGGAAAUCCUCCGAAAAAGAAAAAGUUUCUGACUGCAGGUAAAUGAAGAUUUUCGUCAUCGUAGUCACUUUGCUCGUUUCGCAAAUAACAGCCCACUUCAACCACCAAGGUUCCUUUUUCACGACUCUUGUUGAAAUCCAUGAGAACAUCUUCAGAUGCGAAGGAAAAACGAGCUGCCGGCGACAUCAACGGCGAAGGAAUCGACACAGAUUGGAACUCUCUCGGCUGGGCCUGGGGAAAACGGAGCUCGCCAGACUUCCAGGUGUUUUCUUCAUAGGUGUCAUUUUCUGCAACUAUAACUUCGCUUAGAAGAUGCGCAGUUUCUUGCUCUUCUUUUUGAAAUAUGUCAAGGUGUUGGAAAUGAGCUCUUCCAGAUUCCGAUGCGAUACCUCAGAGCAGUACAUCCAGUGAAGAAAAAUCCAGAUUGGCAUGACCUCGGCUGGACUUGGGGCCGGCGGAAGUGA